Molecule: messenger RNA, 755 nt
Organism: Lycium ferocissimum
Lineage: Eukaryota; Viridiplantae; Streptophyta; Magnoliopsida; Solanales; Solanaceae
Product: protein NLP6-like
Exons: 3
Coding region: 111-755 (214 amino acids)
Molecular function (GO): DNA-binding transcription factor activity
Source: RefSeq, a predicted model, not a curated record
GCACCCCUCCACAUUUUCUUACAAGUAAAAAAUAGUGUAGAAAAAAACAAAAGCAAGUGGCCCUUAUUAAGCGGCAUAGCAAAGGGCAAAAGGCGGUUGAGUAAAAUUCCAUGGAGCAUCUUCCUCAGAUAGCAUCAGAUGCAUGUGAGCUAAUGCCUUGUCAACUGGACUGGUGUCUUGGGAAGAACUAUAGCUGGGUAUUUUGGAGCAAAAGACAAGACGAUGAGUUGAACUACCAACGAAGGAAUUCCCGUAUGAUGGCUGCUGCUCCUGUUGUUUUUAGCUCUACUAGGGCGAAACAGAGGAUCAAAUCUACUAUGGCGAAAAUGUUGUAUUGGACUCCUUUUGUGGUUCAAUUCUGGGCACCAAUCAAGGUCAACGGGUCGACUUUCCUGUCUACUGCGGAUCAACCAUUUUCUAUCAGCGGGCUACUUGAUAAGAGGCUGUUUGAAUACAGGAAGCUCUGCCUCGACACUUUGAUUCCCAUUGACAUGUACAAUGAAGAUCUCCUUGGUCCCCCUGGACGAGUAUUUCAAACUGGGUUGGCGGAAGUUAACCCCGACGUUGGAAGUUAUUCCGCCGGAGAGUUUCCACUGCUUGAAAAUGCAAUUCGGUUGGGCAUCCGUUCUUAUUAUGCAAUGCCAGUGUGCAAGCUCCAUGAUCAGCAGUGCCUUGGUGUUUUUGAGAUUGCAUCUAUACUACCAUCUCUCAUUUCCCGCCUUCCUACGUUGCCGCUAGUCGCUAGGCACUACUAG